AUGGCGGCGCUGGACAGUGACACUGAUGAGGAUCUAGUCAGUUACGGGACAGGCCUGGAGCCACUGGAAGAAGGUGAAAGACCAAAGAAACCAAUUCCGCUUCAGGAUCAGACUGUCAGAGAUGAAAAAGGAAGGUAUAAACGAUUUCAUGGAGCCUUCAGUGGAGGUUUCUCUGCGGGAUAUUUCAAUACAGUUGGCUCAAAAGAAGGAUGGACACCAACUACCUUUGUAUCUUCACGACAAAACAGAGCCGACAAAUCUGUUCUUGGUCCUGAAGAUUUUAUGGAUGAAGAGGAUCUUAGUGAAUUUGGGAUCGCACCUAAAGCAAUUGUUACCACAGAUGAUUUUACUUCCAAAACCAAAGACAGAAUACGAGAGAAGGCCAGGCAGUUGGCAGCUGCUACCGCCCCUAUUCCUGGAGCUACUCUGCUUGAUGACUUCAUAGCACCAGCAAAAUUAUCUAUUGGUUUUGAAUUGCUGAGAAAAAUGGGUUGGAAGGAAGGACAAGGAGUUGGUCCCCGAGUGAAGAGAAGACCACGCCGACAAAAACCUGAUCCUGCCAUAAAAAUCUAUGGCUGUGCUUUACCCCCUGGAGCCUCUGAAGGAUCUGAGGAUGAAGAUGAUGACUACCUGCCUGAAAAUGUGACCUUUGCACCCAAAGAUGUCACACCUGUGGAUUUUACACCUAAAGAUAAUGUACAUGGGCUGGCUUACAAGGGCCUGGAUCCCAGCCAAGCACUGUUUGGAACUUCGGGAGAACAUUUUAAUCUUUUCAGCCCAGGAUCUGAGAGGGCCAGCAAUCUUCUUGGAGAUGUUGGACUAAAUAAAGGAAGAAAGUUGGGAAUUACAGGCCAGGCUUUUGGUGUAGGUGCCCUGGAAGAGGAAGAUGAUGAUAUAUACGCCACAGAAACUCUAGCCAAAUAUGACACCGUUUUAAAAGACGAGGAGCCUGGAGAUGGGCUUUAUGGCUGGACAGCACCCAAGCAGUAUAAAAGUCAGAAAGAACCAGAGAAAGAUCUUCGAUACAUUGGCAAAAUUUUGGAUGGAUUUUCCUUGGCUUCUAAAUCCUUAUCAUAUAAGAAAAUUUAUCCACCACCUGAGUUGCCAAGAGACUAUCGACCAGUGCAUUAUUUCCGACCCAUGGUUGCUGCAACUUCAGAAAACUCUCACUUACUUCAGGUAUUAUCAGAGUCAUCUGGAAAGGCAGUGCAUGAUCCAGGGACACAUAGUAGGCACCAGCUGAAUGCCUCCAGGCGAGGGGACUUGCUAGGAGAGACACCUAUUCAAGGUCCAACUCCUUCAGUUUUAGAAUUUCUAUCCCAAAAAGAUAAAGAGAGGAUCAAAGAAAUGAAGCAGGCAACUGACCUUAAAGCAGCUCAACUCAAAGCCAGGAGUCUGGCCCAGAAUGCCCCGAGUGGCAGACCCCAGCCCUCAUUUCCAGAUGUCGGACACAGCUCUUGGCAUAUGACGUUGGGUGGAGGGACACCCACCACAAGAGCCAGCAACUUCAAACCUUUCACAGAAGAUCCAGAAAAACAAAAACGAUAUGAAGCAUUCUUAGUAAAUAUGAAACAGGGUCACAAAGAUGCUCUGGAAAGAUGUCUGGAUCCUAAUAUGACUGAAUGGGAGCGAAGCCGUGAGCGGGAUGAGUUUGCUCGUGCAUCUGUGCUGUAUGUGUCUUCCCAUUCGACCUUGUCCUCCAGGUUCACUCAUGCCAAGGAGGAAGAUGAUUCGGAUCAAGUUGAAGUCCCUCGUGACCAAGAGAAUGAUGUCAGUGACAAGCAGUCGGCUGUGAAGAUGAAGAUGUUUGGGAAGCUCACCCGAGAUGUGUUUGAGUGGCACCCUGACAAGCUUCUGUGUAAGAGGUUUAAUGUCCCUGACCCUUAUCCAGAUUCAACUUUAGUUGGAUUACCAAGAGUGAAACGUGACAAAUACUCAGUUUUUAAUUUUCUGACACUCCCAGAGACAGCUUCCUUGCUGGCAACUAAAGCAUCAAGUGGAAAAGUACAACAGCACCAAGGUCCUGACAAAUUAAGAAAACCUUCUAGAUGGGAUACAUCUAAACAAGAAAAGAAAGAAGAUUCCAUUAGUGGAUUUUUAAGUUUGGCUAGAUCAAAAGUUGGUACAUCUAAACAACAGUCCAGUCCAUUAGUAAACACAGAGGAAGCACAUGUGAUGGGAUCAAUCUCAGAUAAGAUGCUAAACAAAGGUGCAGAUUCACAGACUGAGGGAGAAAGCAGCCACCCAUCCAUGGACUUGUUCAAGGCCAUCUUUGCCAGCUCCUCAGAUGAAAAUGUCUCAUCUUCUGAGGAUGAGCAAGGCGACAGUGAGGAUGAUCAGGGGGUUGUUGGGGAGGCUGACUUCAAGCAUUCCAAAGACGCUGCUUUGGUGGAAACAUCAUCAGUGGCACACACUAGCGAGCCAGCACCCCAGGCGCCUGCACCUUCCUUUCCAAUACAAAAGAUGCAUUUAGAUGAAAGAGAAGAGUUUGGCCCACGGCUGCCUCCUGUCUUCUGCCCCAAUGCUCGUCAGAAACUUGAAAUACCUCCAAAGGAGAAACAUAGAAAGAACAAAGAAAAACGCAAAACUAAGAAAGAGCACAGACGGAAGAAGGAUAAGAAGAAGAAACACAGGAAGCAUAAACACAAAGGCAAACAAAAGAAUAAAAAGUUGGAGAAAAGUAGUAGUUCUGAGAGUACCGAUAGCAGUAACAGCCAGAGUGAUGAAGAAGGGACCGCAGACAUGUCACCCGAGGAACUCCUGCGACGGCUGAAACGCCUUCCACUAAGGAGGCAGUAA
Messenger RNA from Orycteropus afer afer, 2799 nucleotides. It is a transcript of the gene GPATCH1, whose product is annotated as G-patch domain containing 1. Gene Ontology annotation, biological process: mRNA processing. The transcript has 20 exons. The coding region runs from base 1 to 2799 and encodes 932 amino acids. Gene Ontology annotation, molecular function: RNA binding. Gene Ontology annotation, cellular component: nucleus. NCBI's taxonomy places the organism in Eukaryota, Metazoa, Chordata, Mammalia, Tubulidentata, Orycteropodidae. The record is from RefSeq and is a predicted model, not a curated record.